UCGCCUUUUAACGUACCACUCAGAUACAGAUUCUCCUCCAUUCCCAUUUCUGUCUUCGCUUUCACUCAUUGCUUCUCUCUCAACACACUUUCCCUCUUUUUCUUCCUCUAUCUCCCUAUGUGUUCUUCCCUCCCUGCUUCUCUCUUCACUUCUUCCUCUGCCUUUCGCUUCUCUUCUUGAUCGCCGUUCGCUUCAAUUCUCUGCUCUCAGUGAUAUAGUAUGCUUCAAGAAGCUUCAACAAAAGCCGAGGGAGAACUUGAAGUUAGCUUUGGUUAUAAAUGCAAUGGUAACAUAGAUGGAAUUGAGGUUUCCGACAAAUUCGAGAUCCAGCCUGGACUUCGAAGGAUCAGCAGUUUCUCUUGCUUAUCUGGGGCUGCUUUGAGUGCAAAUGCAACCUUAGCUAACACAAAUAUAUGCAAUGGGUUGAUAGGAGUAGAAAUACUUCCGACCUGGGACUCUCCUAACUCCUUCCGUAAGGUGCCCUCAUCACCUACUCUUUCAAGGUUGGAUAUAUUGUCAACGUCUCUGCAGAGUAGUCUGUCAAACUUAAGUUGCAGUCCAUCUACCCCAACAUCUGAAUAUGAUUCAUGCUUGUUAAAGUCCACGAGUGCUCCUUCCGGAAGUGAAGGUUUUCUUAAUGUUAAGGAAUUGCAAGUGGCAGGUGGAGCUGCUGGUGAGGACAGGGUCCAAGCUGUUUGUUCCGAAGAAAAUGGAUGGCUGUUUUGUGCAAUUUAUGACGGUUUUAAUGGAAGAGAUGCAGCUGAUUUUCUUGCUGGGACAUUGUAUGAAACCAUCGUGUUUUAUUUUAGCCUACUAGAUUGGGGAGCUAAGAGUGAAACCUCGGAUAUUUUGGACAUGGAUAAUUCACAUCUCGAUGAUUGUAGCAUUACUCAGAGAAGUUUUUCUACUUUGAGAAACAAUAGUAAAAGUGCUUCAGAUAUCAACAAUAUAUUUGAGAAACGUUCACAUGCCAAAGCAGGAAUGGCAAACUAUCCUCUAAGGCAUGGGGUGCUAGAUAGCCUCCAGCGUGCUCUUAGUCAAACAGAGAAUGAUUUUUUGCACAUGGUUGAACAGGAAAUGGAGGAUCGUCCUGAUUUAGUUUCUGUUGGAUCUUGUGUUUUAGUUGUUCUUCUUCAUGGAAAGGAUUUAUAUACAUUAAAUUUGGGUGAUAGUAGAGCAGUACUGGCUACUCUUGAUGAAGGUGCAAUGAGAGGGAAUAGGGGACUGAAAGCUGUCCAGCUCACUGAGAGUCACACUGUGGAUAAUGCACUCGAAAGAGCGAAGUUACAAUAUGAUCAUCCUGAUGAUCCCACAAUCAUUGUUGGUGGGAAAGUCAAAGGAAAACUGAAGGUGACUCGUGCUUUUGGAGUUGGCUACUUGAAGACGAAAAAGUUUAAUGAUGCUUUGAUGGGUAUUCUUCGAGUUCGUAACCUAAUAAGCCCUCCCUAUAUUUCUACUCAACCGGCAUUGUCUGUCCAUAGGAUAUCAAAAUCAGAUUGCUUUGUAAUAGUUGGCAGUGAUGGUUUAUUUGACUUUUUUGGCAAUGACGAGGCAGUGAACCUUGUCCAUUCAUAUAUCUUGAGCAACCCAACUGGUGAUCCUGCAAAAUAUUUACUGGAGCAGCUCUUAUUGAAAGCUGCUAAUUGCGCAGGUUUUAGCAAGGAAGAAUUAAUUACCAUUCCAGCCGGAAGAAGAAGGAAAUAUCACGAUGAUGUAACUGUUAUUGUAAUCAUCCUUGGAACAAAUCAGCGCACCACAAGGGCAUCUACUAGCAUGUAAGCCUAAAUUUGGCCAUUUUCACCUUACUUUAGCUCAUUUUGUUCCAUAGUUAUAUUCUGUAGUGGUAGUUCUCGUCCCUUAUAUAUCUGAGUGAGAGAUUAUGGAUUUUGGUAGGGUUCUAUAUUUCUUGACAUUAUUUAGCUCAAAAUCUGAUCAAAGAACCUCUUGUUCUCAAAUCUGGUUCUUGAACCUUUACAAUAAAAUACCUAUUAAUUAUAGUGAAGGUUCCGUCGUUCUUAGAUGUAGUUUGCUCAAAGAUCGUAGAACAAUUAAAGUUUGGAUGUAACCACAAAGAAUUGUCUUAGUGGUGGGUCUGGACCGAUAUAAUUGGAAAUACUAUUCAUAAAUAUAAUUGUUCCUUCUCAU
This is a messenger RNA of Cucurbita maxima (winter squash), 2145 nucleotides long. RefSeq names its product probable protein phosphatase 2C 40. Gene Ontology annotation, molecular function: protein serine/threonine phosphatase activity. Bases 220 to 1779 code for a protein of 519 amino acids. Lineage: Eukaryota; Viridiplantae; Streptophyta; Magnoliopsida; Cucurbitales; Cucurbitaceae. The record is from RefSeq and is a predicted model, not a curated record. The transcript has 4 exons. Gene Ontology annotation, biological process: protein dephosphorylation.